CGAUGCUCUUAGCGUCCUACGAGUACCUACGAGCACCCCUGGAGUACUCGUUAGCUACGAGCGUUUUCAAGACGUUCGUUCCCCACGAUGCUUUCGGGAAACGCGGUGAAAACUCUACGAUGCCCUUUCGACGCACUUCACGAUCCACUUAGGCUAACGACGCUUUCGGGAAACGGGGCCCAGGUCAGGUCGAGGGGACCCCCUCCACCACAUGUUGGUGUUUCUGGACGCUUUCCUUCUCACGGAUUCUCCUUGUUUUCAGAUUUACGUUUCAUCCACUCUCAUCUCAUUCUCAAAUUUCUAUGAUCUAGCUUCAGAAUUUAAACUUCCUCAGGGUGGGGAAGAUGUACAUUAUUAUUAUUAUUAUUACAUUAUACACACACACACACAGACACACACACACGAUGUGGGGGCGGGGCCAGGAGAGGACGCGUGUUGUUCAGGAAACCCGACGAGGAAGCACUUCUCUCUUUCAGGACAACAACACAACACGUUUUGGGACGCACAGGCUGACAGACAGCAACCGCAACAAGGAAUGGCCUCUGCUACAUUCUGGUCUGAGGAGGACUUCUCCUGUUCCAUCUGUCUGGAUGUGUUCAACAGCCCAGUUUUCACUCCAUGUGGACACAACUUCUGCAGAACCUGUAUAGCAGCGUGCUGGGAUGUCCGAGGUCAGUGCAGAUGCCCUUUUUGCAACGAGCUGUUCCACACAAGACCUGAUUUACGGGUGAAUACCUUGAUAUCGGAGAUGGUUGAUCGGUUCAGAAGUUCUUUACGAGGCGAAACGCAGCCUUGUGUUGAACCAGACCUUCGGAUCCCUGAAGGAUCCUCCAACCACCAGGGACAGGUCGACGGUGGAGGUCCGUCCUCCGUCAUACGUAGGGACCUUGUGGAGAGCCCUGGAACAGCUGAGAGGCGGAACACGGAGACGAAGAGGCUGGCUGAACUGAGAUCAGCUCCAAACGAGUAUACCUGUGAACUCACAAUGGACCCGAACACGACCCACAGAGACCUCUCUCUGUCUGAGGACAACAGGAAGGUGAUUGUGUUUGGAGAGGACCAGUCGUAUCCGGAUCACCCAGAGAGAUUUGACUCCCAUUACCAGGUGCUGUGUAGAGAGGCUCUGACUGGCCGCUGUUACUGGGAGGUAGAGAUCGAAGAAGUUGUUGUGAUCGGAGUGACAUACAGAGGAAUCGCAAGGAAAGGAAAGGGUGGUGACAGCGGGCUUGGAUGGAACAACAAGUCCUGGAUUCUUCGAUGGGAUAAAGAUGGUUAUACUGCCGUGUACAACGGUAUAGAGACAGUCCUCCCUCUCCCCCCCGCUGGCUCCACCAGAGUAGGAGUGUAUCUGGACCGGCCUGCUGGCUCUCUGUCCUUCUACAGAGUGUCCCCAGGUGGAGGAGGGUCCUCAGACACACUGACACACCUCCACACCUUCUGGUCCUCCUUCACCCAGGAGGACCUCCUCCCUGGGUUUGGGGUAUGGGAUUAUUAUAGCACAGUGUCUCUGUGACGGAUGUAGAAAGAGGAAAACACACUCACAUGGAUGGACGUGCUUGGGUGCAUUUUACACACGCGCACUCAUGCACACGCACACACACACACACAGAAUAUGCUCCUUCAGGGACUGAAGGAAGUGGCUUUUGCCUCCAUUCAUGCUAUUUUGUAAUGAUCUUUUUGUUAUUAUGUUUUAUUUGAAGGGAUAAAUGCUAUUUUAUAUUUUGUUUGGUCCAUUAGAUGUCAUCUUAAAUGUAUUAUUUGUCCAUUCACGUUCAUCUGGCUCUGCUUUUUACAGCAAUAAAUCAUUUUGUCUGAAGUAACUCAGUUCUUGAGAAGUCUUUUCGCCAGAUCAUUUGAUCUGAUAACUACUAUUACUUAUAUUGAAGUUCAAAACUUUAAAUAAGUUCAUAACUUGUUCCAUAUUAAAGUCGACUGUUAUACAUAGGUUAUUGGCAGUGCUCAUUCUGUGUCAUUAUCUACUUUAAUUAUCACUACUAAUAUAAACCCUUAUCUUGUUCCGUCUUAGUAUGUCUUCUAU
Messenger RNA from Gadus chalcogrammus (walleye pollock), 2038 nucleotides. RefSeq names its product stonustoxin subunit beta-like. The transcript is spliced from 3 exons. Bases 212 to 1513 code for a protein of 433 amino acids. Gene Ontology annotation, molecular function: protein binding. The record is from RefSeq and is a predicted model, not a curated record. NCBI's taxonomy places the organism in Eukaryota, Metazoa, Chordata, Actinopteri, Gadiformes, Gadidae.